Messenger RNA from Cinara cedri, 30731 nucleotides. Lineage: Eukaryota; Metazoa; Arthropoda; Insecta; Hemiptera; Aphididae. The record is from the annotation of a GenBank genome assembly.
CACAUAACAGAUACAAAAACUGGUUUUUGAUUUUUGUUUUAGUUUUCAACCAUUAUUUAUUUUUGUUUUUUAUUUUUUUUGUAUUUUUAAAAUUUUGUUUCGUUGCUAACACCAAUACAGUACUACUAUUAUAAGAUAUACAGAUUGUCAUUACGUCUAGUUCUGUAGUGUCCUCUUAGCGUUUUGGUUUAUUCGUUAGUUUUUUUUUCUCAUUGUAUUACGUCUGUUUGCCACCCGUCGACCCGCUAAACGCAACAAUACAAUAAUGUACCAACAACUACCCAUUCAUCGACAGUUAAACAGUUAAAAUUCGUGAGUAACUGCCAGCAAACAAAUUAAAUUAUUAUUAUUUUCUUUUGGGUGGUCUAAAUUUACAUUAUAAUAUUAUACAUUAAAUUUUUUCUAAAUUUUGUCUAAACUUAAUUAUAUUAUAUUAUUAUUAUUAUUAUUUUUCAAUAAAUAAUUAGGUAUUCGAUUUUAAGAUUAAUAAAUUAUCAUGAUUUUUUUUACAUCUAUUUUGUUAUAUUUAUCUAGAUACAAAAUGAUGUCCAGCAAAGAUGAUUUAGAUGACUGUGACAUCAUCAAACAAGGUUUGAUGGUGAAACGGUCGCAAAAUAAAAAACGUUUUAUGCCCAUCAAUUACAAACAGAGAUGGUUUGUUUUAACGACUAAGAACUUCAUUUAUUACGAGUCUGAAACAGAAGUAAGUUCAUAAUAAUUUAUCCGAUUUGACACCAAUAUUGGGAUUUGGAUUCAUGUGAUGUUGCAUAUUUGCAUUUCGCAUUAUAUACAUUUUUUUCCACAUAUACUGCAUGAACACCAAUAUAUCAUUAACAUGGUUGCUAAACCCUACACUUUUUGCAACAAAUUAUAUUUAUAUUUUUUAUUAUUUCUUAUUUGGUAUCUAUUUAAAGUAUAUAAAAUGUACAUUAUAUUGUUAUAUAUUUUUAUAUCGAUUUAAAUAUAAUAUAUUUUUUUUUAAAACAUACAUUUAUUAUUCAAUGACCAUUUCAAAUUAUUAUUACCUUGGUUUCAAUAGGUUUGUUUUUUGUGUUCGGUGUUCCGGAACCAUGUUUAUAAAUACUUAUUAUUUAUCAAGCUAACUAUAUAUUUCUAAUUAGUAAUAUAGGUACAUUUUAUGGCUUAGAAAUGAAAUGGGCUAAAAAUCAAACUACUCAAAUAUUUUUUGUAUGUAGCUAGGUUUAAUAUAAUUUUGCUAGAUUUGGAAUAUUAUUUUUACAAUAAUUAUAGGUAUUUCUUAAAUUUUAAAUUUUAUUUAUUUAAACUAAAUUAAUUAUUUCUGUGUUAUCUGUAUUGAAUAUAUUUAUUUAAAUUUGCAUGUUAUUAUAAAAAAAUAAGUACUAAAUCAAAAUUAAAUCAUUAUCUUUUAAUAUUUAUAGUGUUUAUUUAUCUUUUAAAGGAAUAUUUGAUUUUAAAAAUUAAAUAUACUUACCCUAUUAAUUAUUAAUUUCUGGCUGUUUUGUUUGGUUAUGAAUUAUAAUAAUUAUCUGUAUAAAUUUGAGAAAAUGUAUUAAUUGGAAUUAUUUCAUUAUAGUUAUUAUUUAAUUGAGUAUUUGUUAAUUAUUUAUUUCAGCCUAUUUCAGUUCUAAGUCUGAUUAUUUCUUUAUAAAUUACACAAAUAGGAAUAUUUAAAUAACUUAUAUUAUUUGUUCUCCAUUCCAUAGGAAAUUAUUGAAAGAAGCUCACUGCCGUGUCUCCAUAACAUACAUCAACUGCUUAACAGGGUACAUAUGCUUUUAUUUGUUACUAACAUUAGGACCAUAAUACUAAAAUCAUUAAUUUAAAGACAAUGAACCACCUAAGUAUUAUACAUGGAGUAAUUGAAAAGUAAAGAUUUUAUAAUAAGUUGAAAAAUAAAUAUAUUUUUUUUUCAAUUAAAUACCUAUGAGGUAACAGUUUAAAUUACAUUAAAUGUGUAUUAAGAUAAUUUAUACAAAUUAAUAUUAACUACAAUAUAGUUUACUUUUGUAGUUUUAUUACUAUCCUCAAAACUUUUAAAUAGGUGUACAUGUUUAUGAAAAUAUAAAAAUUCUUUAAAAGAACAAAAAAAAAAUUGAUGUACACAGUAGUAUAACCAUAAUUUAUACAAAUAUUUUAUCUCAAUUAGAUUAUAUUAUAAUACCUAAUUUAAUUAUUGCUAUUUUUAAUAUGCUGUAUGUUAUGUAUAUUUCGGGAAAUGUUAAUAUAUUUAAGUUUAAUAUAAAAUUUGCAUGCUAUUUUAUAUAGUUGGUUAGUAUCCAGUUAUGCAAAUGUAUGCACAAAUUGCAUGUAUAUUGUAUGUUAACUAAAUAAUUGUGUACAUUAAAUUUUAAAUUAAAUUAAAAAUAAUAGAAAAAAAAAGACAUUUGUAUUGUACUACAAAAGAUUGGUAGUCUGUGUCUAUGCUAUAGAUAAAUAAUAAAUAUAAUGAAUUAGUAGGUGAUUGAAAUUAAUUAGUUGAAUAAUUAGUAGUAAUAAAGAUAUUUUUAAUUAAAGAAAUAUACCAUGUCUACUAUGUAAGUAAUGAUUUUGAUUUAUGACAUAAUUAUUGACACUGGAGAUCAAAUAUUCAAUUUUUUCAUUAAAUUUGAGUACUUAAAAUUUCAUUAAAGAUGGUUUAUUGAUAUAACUUUUAAGAAACAAUAGUUUUUUGAAAGUAUUAUUUUUUAAAUUUAUAUUGAAAAAUAUUAAUAAUAUAAAACUCAGAUUAAGGAAAGUUAGUGAAAAGCAAAUGUUUUCAUGCCCACAAAGUUUAAUGACACAUUGGUUUUUGUGUAUUUAUUUUUAUAUUUGAGUUUCCAAUGGAUGGUUAAUGAAUGUAUAGUAUAGGUUUAAUUUUUUUUUAGGUAGUUUUUCUGUAAUGGUUAAUGACAUAGUUUUUGAGAAAAACUGUAAAGUCAUUUGUUAUAAUUAUUAUACUCACUACUUCUAUUUAUGAAGCUAUAAAAUGUUGUAUUACAGUACUGAAAUAUUAAUGAUAAUCUACAUACUUAUUUUAACUUUUAUCAAUUAAUUUGUAUACCUUAUGAGGAACAUUUUUUAUGAAAACAUUAAAAAUGUUGACCCCUAUGCAGCCUUAUCUGGAUGUGGAAAUAGUAUUUUUGUCAAACUAUUAAACAUAUUUCCAGAGCCAUAAUAAAGCGGGAGGGGGGGAUGAGUGAUUCCUAUGCUCUGAGAGCAAUACUCAGGAGGUCACAAAAAUGCCAUAAAAACUUAUAAAUAUUAUGUUAAAAGGAAAUGAGCAAAUAAAACAUUUGAAUUUAGAACAUUCAACAGUGAGAAUAAGAGAUAAUUAAAAGACUCAUUUGAUUGUAGUUUUUAAACAUCUUUCAGUUUUGAUUUUUUGUUAUAAAUUAGAAUUAAUAAGAGUUAAUAUUUUGAAGGUUUAUACUGGGAGUAAUAUUUGGUUACUACAUUUCUAUAUAUUUUAAAACUGAAGAAUAAUAAGAUGUAAUAAAAUUAAAGACUAGAUAAUAAUAAACCAUUGUGCAGUGUUUCCCAAUGGGGGGGGGGGUAGUGGAAAUUCCUUCCUGGGGAAGAAUUUAGGUACUAUGUGAUGGGGAAUAUAGUGAUGAUGAAAUUGUAAGAAUAAAAUAUAAAAUUUACCAUAUUUAAAAUUAAAAACAGUUAUGCCAUAUUUUUAAUUAAUAAGGGGAGGUAUGCCAUUUUUGGUAAUCUACAAGGGAGGACAUAGACUAAAACAGUUGGAUAACACUGCUCUAGUGUAAAGAGUUAGUAUUUAUGCAUAUGGAGUGCUCAUAAUAUAUGGACCCUUUUAUUUUAAUUUGACAAUAUUUUUUACUUGUUUAUUGCUUAGUUACUAUGCCUUAUAUACCUUGGUAAUGUGAGAUAUUUUAAAUUGUGGUAAAAUAUUAUGGUCUCUGACUUACCGAUGGGAUCCUAUAUUUAUCUAUUGAACAUUAAGCAAAUAUUAUUAAUUUGUAUUAAAAUUCUCUGUAAAUGCAGUUUACUUUAUCCAAUUUCUUUUUAUGUUUAUUAUUCCAUAACUUAAAUUUGCAUUAUCUAUUAUAGAAGUAUAUACUUAUAAUUGUUUUAUCAAGAAUCACAUAUUAUUCUUAUUUGCACAAAUAAUCAAUUUUCCUUGAAUAUAAAAAUGUAGUCUACUUGUAGUAUAUUAAAUUACAAUUUAAUAUUUUGAUAUACAGUUUAAAUAUUUAAUAUCUUACUUAUGGACAGCUCAAUCAAAUUUGAUGGUAUUUUUGCGCAGCUAGGUUAUAGGAUAUUUAUAAUAUUUGAAAUCUUUACCCAUCACUUUUAAACUUAGCCUAAAAAUCUUCUCAUCCGUUUAGAAAAUUAUUGUUAUUCUCAGCUGUUAUUUGAUUACAUUGCUCGUAAAUAAUAAUAAUAUUUUGUCUAAUUAUUAUGUAGGAAUGUUUUUUUUUCUACAAUGAUCCAACCAUUCAAUUCAUUUUUGUCAAUGUCUUCAUACUUAAAGUUUUUUAACAAAAUCAAAAUUUUUCAAAACAAAACAAUUUAAAGUCUUUUAAAGUAAUCUGAUAUUAUGACCACUCUGUGAAAUUCUUAAGGGAAUCUCUCUUCAAUUAUAAAUUCAGUAAAAUUUGAAUGGCAUGAUCCCAAGCCAGGUUAUAGGAUUAUCAACUAUAAUAUUAUGUUUAAUUAUAUUAUGUUUAUAAUUUAAUAUUUUCUUCAAGUUUGGAGGAGGGAAAAUUUACAUUAUUAUUAUUUUAUUUUUUUUUUACUAAUAAUUUAUAAGGCAAUUAUUUAAUUGCGCUUAUGUAAUUAAAUUUUGUUACACUGGCGUUUUGCAAAUAUAGCAAUUGCUUGUUUGUUACCACUGCUGCUUUAAAAAUACUUGUCCAAGCAUACAAUAUUUUCGUUUAAGUAAGCCAGUAGAUUAUUAUUAACCAUCAUUCGAAUAAAAGUAAUAAUAUGUUUAAGUCAAAAGCACGUUAGGUAAACUAUGAAAUUCCAACUCUAAUAAUAUUGUUAUACAUGCACACGCGCCAAUUAAUCCGAGGCUAGAGCGAUGUGAUGGGCUCGUCGUUCCGCCUCUCGGUCUUGCUGUCGUCGCGCUCUGCUCUGUAAAUUGAAAAUACCCCGAUUAUUAUGAAAAAUCAUUUUAUGUAAUAAAAUAAUAUUAUACCGACGUGGUCGGAUGUAAUUAGUAUAUUAAAGCAUUUAUUAUAUUAUAUAAUCAACGUUAUAAAAAAUAAAAGGACUUUUUAGUUUUAUUUAUUAUAUUAUUACACAUUAUAUUCACAGUACUAACGAACCUAUUUCUAGACUUUUUUAUUUUAAUCCAAAUUUCAGUAAAUUCCCUUAUGUUAAGACAUCAUUUGUCUGAAAAUGAUGUUUCUCUAUGAUUUAUUCAAUAAUAAUAUUUUAUGUCCUUACGCCCUAGCUUUUAUCUAAAAUAAACUUUAGAAUUCCAUCCCUUUACUAAUCGUGAUGUUUUUAUUAUUUCAUAUUACAAGUCUAAAGUUGGUAGCGACUCUUUCUUAGUUAGAGUGUUGAAAAUUGUAAAUAUAAUCUCCACCGUCUUGGAUAUUUUUAAUACAUCUAGUAAUACUUUUAGAUUCAAAUGAGCCACAUUGUUAAAAGAUUAUUCUAAUUCGGGAAAACCCUAAUAAGUAAUUUUAUCUUCAUAAAAAUCGUAUAUAUUAUAUGUAUAUUGAAUUAUUUUAGUUGUUAUUUUAUGCCAUAUUUAUUAUUAUUUCACUAGUCAUACAUAUUUUUUUUUUUUUUUUUAUGUAUGACUGCUAGUCUCGUUUAGUUGAAAAUAAAUAAAUAUAUAUUGUUUUGUAAAAAAAAAAUAAUAUAUAUUAAUAAUAAUUAUAUAUUAGAUUCAAUAUUUAUUUUGUAUUAUUCCCAUGGUCAAAUAAAACGAAAUAAAUUUACUUAGUUGGUCAUUUAUGUAAAAAUAUUAAAGAUCACGACACUUGAUGUAAUACAGGGGGAUGACAUUUAAGUUUCUUAUAAAAGAGUGCAACAAUUUGAUGAGGCCAUAUCCUCCAUCUCCUCCUGCCAUGUGCCAGACUAAUUAUUGAUUACACAAUUUGUUGAAGUAUAUUAUUGUUCUAUUAUAUUUCAUUAAAACAAAUAAUGCGAUUCUGAAGUAGAGUUUAUGUAGUUAGUUUAGAUUAGGAUUUAUUUCCGCGUUACUGAGAAAACCCAAAAAUCAACAAGUGCGAGCAUAGAAAUUAUAAUUUUAAACUGUCCGCUUAGGUUUAAACAUUUUAGAUCUUUUAACUUUCAGGAAUUUUCAUUAAUACAAUUUUCAUAGAAAAUAGCCCCCAAAGACAAACUCGUAUGUUUUAAAAUGUGAUAUAAAAGAUUCAGAGCAUACAAAUCUGUAUAGUAAAACUUAAAGGUUUUCCAUUGUACAUUGGUUUUAUUAAAACGAUAUAUUAUACUAACCUACCCGAAUAACGAUUUGUUCAAAAUUUAUAACAAAGAGUAUGUAUAUAUAGGUAUAUUAUUGAAUGAAUAUUAAUAAAUAGGUAUACAAGGAAGUUCGGAUGUGGAGCGUUUAAUAGAGUGGAGUUAGAUCGAUUUAAUGGUUUCCGACAAAUAUUCAUUUCAACGUAGAUGUAAAAUCGGCACUGGUAACUUUUAAUAAACCGGUAUUUUUACACCGUAUACACAGUAUGUAUACGGGAUUUGAAAAAUAACGGAACUGCGUGCACCAAAACCGGUAGUGUCUCGACAAAGCUAACGUUGACCCGAAAUUAAAAAAUAAAAAACAUUUUCGCUAAAUAUUUCUAUUUAUAGUAGGUAGGUAUACCUUUUUUAUUUUGUGGAUUUUAUAGUAGAAAUUACAGUUUUUAAAAUCAACUACGCAGUGUUAAUCGAAUAUUUUUAAAAAACAACAAAUAUUGUGUCAUUUUAUACUCGUGUAUAUUAUCGUAGUAGAUAUAAUUGUUUAAGUGCAAGUUGAUAAUUAUAUAUUCAAAAAGAUUAUUUUUUUUAUAUAUAUUCUUUUAUAACCAGAGAUAUAGGUGUUCGUAGACUUCAUCCACAAGUUAUGUAGUCCGAAAAAAAAUAGAAUUCUGUAAUACAGUUGGGACCCCUUCCAAAACUAUAAUUAAAAAAAAUCGUAAUAAGUUUAAUCACAGAAGAUCAUAAUGUAAUUGAAUAAUGUGCUGUCUCCGUCUUACAAGCGUACGGCAUAGCGAAUUUGCGUUCAGCAGAGACGACUUUGACUUUGUGUUGUUAGUUUUAAUAUUAAAGUGAAUUUACCUAAUAUUAAACUUAAUAAUAAGAUCAUUACGCGUCCCAAUUUAAAGUACUAAAAAGAUAGGUAAAAAGUGGAGAGAAAAUAAAUCUACAGGUAUACAAAGAUACAGAGGGUAUAUUUCAUUUGGAACCAUACAGUUUUUCGUAUUAGGAUAUGAAUUUAUAAAAAAAUUUAAAAAUGAGUCUCUUUUUGGUAUGAUAAACAUAUUGUGGGCCCCUACAUGAAGCUGUUGACUAUUAUGCUGUGGCAUACUCUGCAUAUCAUGUAAACACGCUUAUAUGACCAUAUAGGUAUACAAUGUAAUACAAAACAUUAAUUUAUUAAACAUAGGCAUAUAUCGCCCCUGUCGUGUAAAAAGUAAAACAAAAAAAAACUAUAUUUCAUGUACGAAAAAAGUGUCAAUAAGUGAUUAUAGUGAUACCAUAAAUAGUUUAUGAACCACCCAACUUAUAAUAAUUUAUUAAAAUUAAAAUUGAAUAAAAAGUAAAUCUACAUUUUAAAUUAAAAAAAAAUCAUUUUUAAUUUUUAAAUCAUCUAGAUAGGUAGUCACUUUUUGCAUGACUGAGAAAAUUUAUUUUUAUCUUUAUGAUUAUAAUUUUAUAGCGUAAAAAAGAACGAGGUCGUAUAAAAUUGUCGUCGAUCACCGUUAUCGAAAUGGCGACGCUAACUUUUUCACCGAACAUUUUAUCUCAAGACAUUGUCAAUACCGACGGCGAAAACGGAUACGCGUUUCAAAUAUGUUAUAGUGACGGAAACGAACAACAAUAUACCCUGUACCUGAUCACUCAAAAACUCCAAGACCGUUCCGACUGGAUAAGAUCUCUGAGAGCUGGUAUUUAUAUAAACUAAUAUCACCUUAAAUUGUAUGGGGGUUGGUAUCGGUUUCCAAAAUAUUGUAAAAUAUGAAAUUUUUGUUUACAUUUUAAUGACUACCUUAAUGAUAACAAUUUCAUACUAAUAUCUAUUAAUAUGUACGCCCGUUUUUACGGACGAAAUAAUAUGAAUUUUUUUAGAUGGAAAAGCCAGAUGAAAUAUAAGGAUUGGGUUUGACAUAUUUUAAUUUUGAAGUCAGAUUUCGAUUGAUUUAUUAGUUUACUUGAUCAUGACAGUGGUGAUUUUAAAUAUCUAUAUUUUUUAGCUUUUAUUUUGACGAACAAAAAUAUGGUAUUGUUUUAUUCAUUUUCAUCAUGUAAUAUAUAUAAUUUUCGGUAUAUUUAAAAUCGCUUUCGUAAAAAUUUGUAACUUGUCAUUAGAUCCAAAUCCGUUUUCAAAAUUAAUAUCCGUCAAAUCCAAACCCUACAGUUAUAAUCUACAGUUUUUCGGUCUAAAAACCACUUUUUUUUCAAUUUAUUAAUGAAAUUAUAAUAUAUUUACCUCAGUUUAUAGUUCUCGAACACCUUUCAUUAUAUUAUUAUUAUGUUUUUAAAGUGUGCCUCGAUAAUUUGGAAAAAAAUGAAAGAUAUCACAUAUCAAUUUGGGGCGGCAAAAAGUGGCAAUGUUGUCGAGCUCCAACGCGAAUUGCCGAUGGAUGUGAACCGUGUUCCGAUUGGAACAAAUCGCCUCCGAAUUCGCCAAUUAUAAAAAAUGGCGAUAAUAAUAGUCCAAUUUUAAGUAAGUUUUUUUUUAAUAUAUACAUUCUUUCUUAUAAUUUUAUAAUCAUUAUUAUCUUAUCCUGGUGGGUUUUGGGCUCUAAAAUCAGCUCUCCUAGCACAUUUACCCGUCACCCUUUCCCUAUCCUCUGCCAUCACUUCUAUACAUAGUCUAUUCGAAUUAACUGAUUUUUUUCAGCUAUUUAAAUCUGGCUUCCUUAAACCUUAAAUGUGAUCUACCUUAACGUUGGUCUUUUAUCUAAUCGAGUCUUAAUAACCGUUUUUAUAAGUAAGUCGGGGGUUCGAUAAAAGUCUAUACGUGGCGUUCCUUGCAUCAUGAACUAAUCUUACUAACACUAAUAUCCGAACUAACAUAAACAUUCGAACUUAAAUAGGUCUUUUAGGGUCCUCCCAACCAGUUAUUAAAUUGAUAACACAAAAUAUUAAAGGUUUUUCUGUGAACAACGAUUUUAUACUAUUAGAAAAUAAGUAAGUCAUCUUUUUUCCAAACGUGUUUGGCAGUUCAUAUUAGUCUUCUCAUUUUAAUUUCUGCAGUUAUGAUAUCUAGUUGAUGAAACAAAUUCUUCAGCUCUUCAUUGUGAUGAGGUUCUAAUCAUUAAAACCCACGGAUUUAAUUAAAUGGGUACAAUUUUUAUUAUUUUAAUACACUACUAUAUGAAUUUUUUUAAUAACGUUGACCACUGAGAAAUUAAAUUUUAGAAUUUUAAAAUAUUUAACCUUAUUAGUUAUUAUAUUAUAUUAUUAUAGUCGUUGCGCUCGCUCAAUUUUAAUGAAUUCCCGAGUACUGCAGAGUAUCAUUAAUUUUGUGCGUAUCACAUUAUUACCUAAUAAACAUUGCAUAAUUUAUUUUCGAAAUAUUUAGUUUAAUAAAUAGUUUAUGAAAUACAAUUUAUAAUAUAAUGAAAAAAUAGUUUUAUGUACAUUUUACUGAUUAACUGGUUCCGCCACAAAUUAAAACAAAACUUACUCUUAUACUUUUACUAAUUUAUUAGUAAAAAAUAUUACUGUUAAUUUUAUAAUUAUAUACGUAAUAUAUAACUUUAAUGUACAAAGUUACUUACAUUGUGGAUCCUUAGAAAAUACGUAUUCGUUGUUUUCGAAAAAAAACGGCCGAAAUUUAAGUUUUUGUUAUAGUUAAUUUUAAACACUUUCUUAUUAUUAUUUUUCUUGGAUUGGAUUAAGGGAGACUGUAGUAUCGAGCUUCAAAGCAAUGUAAGCCUUAAUAUUUCGUCUUCUACUUUUUUAAUUUUUUUUUUUUUUUCGGAAAAGACUUCGGUUAGUGAAAAUGCUCCGUUUUUUCAUGACAUAUAUAUUCCUAUUAAAAAAUGCGGAUUCAUUGCUUGGUGGCACUUUAUUUAAAAUAUUCAUCGAUACUUUUCUAAAUCGUUUUUGGUUUUGUUUUUUUUUUAAUUAAAAGUAUGGCAAGGUGACAUUUUGAACUAUUAUCAAAAAGUUUUUUAACCAUAUCAAAAUGUCUAGUUUCUAAAAGGAACAAGUACCGGUGUAUAAUAAUAUUGUACGAUAUUGUAUCGUAAACUAUACAAUAUAUAGUUAUAUAGUUAUAUAUAAUGCCGUUAAAAAUAAAUAAAAUAUAUAUAAGGAAUAAAAAUAAAUAAAUCUGAAUUUAAAAAAAAAAAAUAAUGUUUUAGAGAAAAAUAAGAGUCUCGCUAAAUUAUUUUGCAUGAAACAAUAUCGGUAUAAAUUCAAAUACUAUUUGAGUUAUAACGAGUUAAUACAAAUACUAAUAUUAUGGUGUUUAAUCCCGCAUUGAUGUUCGUAUGGAUACUGAACAUGAUCGGUAGAUCAUUAAAAAAAAAAAAAAAAAACUGGUUUUUAAAUGCCGUAAUAUUUACGGUUUUCGUCCAAAUUUGAUCUUAUAACGAUUAUAAAAAAAGAACUACUACAUUACAUUCAACUUUUUUCCGUCUUUUCUGGGUUUUCUCAAUUAUUAUGAAAACACUUUGAAAAAUAAAAAUUACCUCUUUAACGCACCAACUAAAUUCAAAAUAUAUUAUUGAUUGGAGCAAGAUUUCUGGUUGAAAAUUGGUUUACACCAGAGUUUUUCAAUCUGGAGGUCACUAAUUAUUUAGGGUCAAAGAUAUUGGGUCAUCGUGUGUAAAAUAUAUACUUAGGCAUUGCUAAAGAACUAAAAAUUCAUUAAGGGUUUCGCGACAGUAGAAAGGUAGAGAAAUACUGGUUUACACGCAAAAAAAAAAAAAAAAAUGCCAUUUCAUUGUAUAAAAAAGGAUCAUAUUUAUACAGAUUUAUUCGAAUACAUUUGUAUGUGUGAAAAAUUGUACCUAUUUCACUGCCUGAAAGAUUUUUUUUGAAAUAAACCAUAAUAUUUUAAUACAGCUUAUAUAUAGGUAAUAUCAUAUUAUCCACUCAUUAUAAAUAAUAUAUUUUGUAUAACUGCAAUAUUCCUUCCGAUAAUGCAGAAAAAAAAAUCACAUCUGUAAAUGUAUAAUAACUUCCUAGUCAGCUCUCUUAUAAAAUAUGUAUUUCUGUAAUCUGUUAUUAUUUCAUUUUCAUGCGAUAUUCUUUGUUUUUUUUCUUUUUUAAUUCUUAUUAAAAUUAUAUUUAUAACGAGUAUUAAAUUGCAUCGUAUCAUAACGAAAUUGAAACCGUACAAUUCUGAGUAAGGCUUAAUAAUAUUAUCGUGCUUAAUGCGUUUAUAAAAAAAAAAAAAUGAUGAAUAAAGCAAACUACAAGGCAGUCUUCUGUAUAACUAUUGCGUUUUUUUCCAUAUAAAUAAAAUGACAUUUCAAGUGUUAUAUUUAUCGUGUAUUCUGCAUAAAUUUAAAUCUAUUUAGGGACCCUGUGGCAGCAGGUAUUUUUGGCUAAAAAACAUGCCUUAUUAGAACUAUUCUCAAUGUCCAAUUUUGAUGAUUAUUUUUUUGUUGGGGAGAUGAGGACUUCCCGCAGCCAGUGUCGAACUCCGUUUUUCAGUACCUAUUUUAAUCUCAUUUAAAUAAUAUGUGUUUAAAAAAAGUCAAUUUUAAAGUUUUUUUUCAACAUAAUUUUUAUGUCAUUAUUUGAAAUAUAUUAUAAAACGCUUCACCGUUCUAUGCGGACUAUCGUAGAAUGUCGUUGCUUAUAUUAAUUCGAAAAAAUGAAUUCUAUAUAAAUAUUAAAUUUUCAAUGAUUAGUGUAGAAGUCAUAUUAUUCGUCUGUAAAAACGGCCAUACUCUUUCCUUCUGAAUAGUGGGCAUUAGGACGUAGUAUAGUGAAAAAGUCUUAUCAGGAAAUUAUUGAAAUGUACAUAAAACAUUAUACAUAAGUAUAGCAUUCUCAUUGCAUCUUUAAGGUUUUUCUUCUAUUAAAUUUUGCUCAAAGAAUUACAUAAAAAAAUGUUUUUUAAAUUUUUUAAAGGAGUUGACUCCCCUCCUUCACCUCUCUUACCUCUUACCUACGCUCAUGAAUCAAGCAAAAAUUUAUUAAAUAUAUUAAAUAACUGCCUCAAAUUCAAAAUUCUGACUUUACCACACGCUGUCAGUUUCAAUAUUAUAGUAACAGAGUGAAUAAAAUUGACCUAUUAUCAAACGUAAUUGUAAAACUAUUAUCUAUGUGUUUAUACGUAGGUUUUUUGUCGUUAUUUUAAUUUGAAAUCGAGAUACAAGAUUUUUUUAAACAUUAUGAUAUUAUGUCCUCUUAAUUCAUCAUCUCCAAUAAUAUAAAUAUCCUGGUUAAAAAAAAAAAAAUGUACACUUCGAUCGAAUAUAAAAUUACGUUAGGCAUUUUAUUGAUCAGGUAAUAUCAAAUCAUGGGUUUCGUAUAACUGCAGUACAUAUAGGUUAUGGUAAGUCCACUUACACAUUAUUAAUUAUUAUUAUCAAGUAUAUAUACUUAGAUUAAAAUGUGUAUAUUAAAAUUUGUGUUGUAUAAUAAUAAUUAAUGCAAUUUCCUCAAGCCUCUAUAGUUUAACAUUUUUAUUGCUCACCGUUCCAUAAAAUACAUAAUAUAUUACAAUAAAUCGCAAUAUUAAAUAAAUUGAUUUUUUUUUUCAAUUUAAGAAGUUGAUUCAUGAGAGUAGCUAUUAUAUAUUAAUUGGAUACCAUCGUAUGGGUUACGUAAGGUUAGAUUAGUUGUUAUAAAAAUGCAUAGAAAAUACCUAUAAAAUACCUAUUAUUUCGUUGAUAUCAUAUUUUUUUAUUUUAUAGGAUAUUUCGAUUUUUUCUCAAUAAUAAAGAAAAGUUCCAUAAUAAUAUAUUUUGAUUGCAUAAUCGGAAGAUUUUUUUUAGUAUGUAUACGCAUAAGUUCUUAUAUAUGGCGCACUCACGACCACACUACUCACCUGCAGUCACUAUAUUAUAGUGUAUGCAAAUUAUUAUGCAAUGAUUCGCCUAACGUACAAAUGUCAUUUCUCACGACUUUAACAAUAUUAUUAUCUUUAUUUUUUUUUUUUUUUGUUAAUUUCUAUAUUUUUGUUAACAACAACAAAAAAAAAAGAAUGGUUUAUUUUCAAUAUCUUGUGUAAAACCAAAAUGUAUAAAAUUAUAUGCGAAAUUUUAUAACCGCGUGUGCAAUAUUAAUAUACCACACGUAUUUUUUCGAUGGUUUCUAUUUUUCUAUCUAUUUUGAAUAGCGAGUUUACUAAAUAUUAUAUUUAUAUUAUUUUUGUAGCUUAAAAGUAUUAUAACAUAUGAUACAUUUUAUAUUCAUAUCGUGUAAUCGUGUGCUAUAGUUGAGACUUAAUAGUUUGGUGAUUAGAAAACAAUUACUUUAAAGACACCUUCUUUUUUACGGUCGUUUAUAACUAACUGAGGGGCGAUGGAGUUCUAUCUCGGUUUUCGUCGUAUUAUAUUGCCCUAUGCUCUAUUCUUUAUACCUACUUGGCCUUUAUUCAUUCGGUCCCUUGGUUAAAAUCGUAUAGGCGCCAACUGAUAAUAGUAUAGGAACUAUUAUAUUAUGUAGGCUGCAUUCAUAAAUUCACCGUAGAGUAGGAUAGUGGAGCAUAACAUUAUAUUUGUCGACCCUAGUACUCUGAGUCUCUGAUACAAACUCUACAGUAGUUAACAUUGAUAAUAAAUGAUACGAAUUGUUUUAAUCAAUUUAAUGAUCUUUCUAAAUCGUUUUGGAAACUAUUACAGGUGAGAACUCCUAGAAUUAUUCAGACCUUGCCGGGAAAAGUUAGAAAUAAAAAUAUGAUUAUAUAAUAUUUGUUAUCAUUUAUUGAUAAGCAUCACUAUCAGUAGAAUCAAAUUAGCUAUUUUCUGGGGUUACAAGUGUAAGAACUAUUAAGAAAAUAAUUCCGUGUUAUCAAACGGUGCAGGUUGUAGUCUUUGCAGUAGAGUUAACUCUGUUUUCUUUAUUCAUUCAUAUAGUUAAUUACUUGUUUAUAAUAGUUAACUAUAUCGAGUGGAGUUUUCGAACCCACGAGUAAUGAUUAUUAUAUAAUAACUACAUAUCCUUCGUAGGUAUUGAUGCAUUUUAUAGUUGAAAUAUACCGCAGAAAUAAUAAAAACAAAUUGUUUAAGUCAUAGUAAUAUAAUAAUUGAAAUUCGAUUCGCGCAUGUCAACCGUACCAACGUCGCGACGUCGUCGUUGUCUAGUAAGGUCAUUACUAUCAGACAACUUUUACCGACGUCUCUCUCUCUAUAUAUAUAUAAUGCCAUGCUGUAUCUGAUCCGAACUUUCAAACUAAAUGGUAAAAAAUAAAAAUAAAACAAGUAAAUAAUAAUAUAACGAAAAAUAUUACCGCAUCCAAGGACUUUUUUUAAUCCAUAUAAAUAUAUAUUUAUACUUAAUGACUGCGCAAUAAAAUCAAUAAAACUUAUAUCUAUCUAUAUAUAUAGAUAGAUAUUUAAAGUCGAUAUUUCUAUGUGUAUUUAACGUAUACGCGUACUUAGGUGAUAUUAUCAUUAUAUCGAACUCGACGACCUGCGGGUAUAUUUUAUAAUGUACAUAUAAUUUACAUAUUAAAAUAUUAUAUUACGCAUAUUAUAUUUCUGUUUACCAAUUCUAAAUAGAAUAUGAAAAUUAUGUUAAUUUAUGUAAUCGGUUUGUAUUGUUAAUAUAACAUUACAUUAUAAUAUAAUGUUUAAAUUGGGCGGAAAAUUUAGAUUGUAGUAGCUAGAUGAAUGGCGAGUAUCGUAACAAAUUGUUUUUGACUGGGUACCAAUUUAGAUAAAUUCAUAUUUGAAUAGAUUUUAAAAAAUUACGUUUACCAUCGGUUAUAAUUUGCAGGGAUGGGCGAUUCGAUACAUCGAUGCUUAAGACCGUUUCGAAUAUCGGAUUCGUGGUAAUUUUUGAUUUCGAUAUUUUAUUAUGGUAAAAUGAUUAGUGAUAACGUGAUAAUCACAUCGUAAUUAAAAAGUGCGUUAUAAUAAUAAAUUAAUAAAUAAUAUUUGGGAUUAAUAUAUUACAUGAUAUUUGUAUUUCGUUUUUAUUUUUAAACAAAGGCAUAGAGUAUCGAAUUCUGAAUUUUUGUUAUCGCUCUUGGUUCUAGUUAUAAUAUAACUAUACGGAAAUUGUGAUUUUUUUUUUUGAAUAUGAUACUCCGAAUGAAAAUGCCUAGUACGCAUCGCAGGUAUACUUAGGUAUACACUAUGUUAUUUAUAUUAAGAGGUUGAAAAAAGUGGUAUAUAAACCGAGAAACGUUUGUUAAAAACUAUAGGUUUUGAAUUUUAAAAACGAAUUUUGAUUAAUCAACAAUAAGUAUAGUAGGUUUUAGUGGGGGUGAUUUUAAAUAUUCCGAAAAUUAUAUUUAUUAAUAGAAAAAUACCAUAUUUUUGUUCGUUGAUAUCACAGUUGAAAAAAAAUAGAUAUUUGAAAUCGCCGCCUCCGUCAUAAACCUAAUCAAUCAAAAGCCAUUUUUCAAAAUGAAAAUCCUUCAAACCCAGUCCUUAAAUUGUUGUUUAGUUUUUUUUUUAUCUAAACCGCGUCAUCUUGGUCUAAACAUAGUUGCACACCUGUUUCCUUUAAAUUCUCUUAAACAAUUUAGAGAACAUUUUGAAAAUCGACUUCAAUACUACUUAAUCUUUAAAACAAUUUUUGAUAAUUUUUUUUUAGAAUUUGAGCGAAUUGUAACGGAUUUACUAUGUUGGUUUUUUCCCUUAUUUUUGUGUUUGUAAACAACUUUUCUAUCAAAAAACAUAACCCAAUCAAAAACGUUAUAGUAACUUGCUUGUAGAAUUUUUGAUCUAGUUGAUGCAAUGAGGAGAUUAUUUGUUUUAUUUUUCUCUUAGUUUUCUUAAUGAAUGGGUAAAAUUGAUAAUUUUUGUUGGUUUCUAGUUUACUCUAACAACAAGGAAAAAAUAUGACUAAUAAUUCUCUACUUAUAACGAUUUUUCGUUAGCAAUGAUCUUUUUUUGCUUACACGUGUAAACAAUAUUAUUCUAUUUAUUUUCCCUUUGAAUUUCCCUCCUAAAGCAGUGACACACCCAUCAGCAGUAUCAGCUUUUCUUUUCGUUAUAAAUAUUAUAUUUCGUCGGUGAUUACAAAAUAGUAUGUUUUCGAGCCCUCGGAGAGUGUGGCCACACUGCUGCAGUUUUAACCCGGUCAAUAACAAUAAUACUACGAAUGCGUUUAGUGCGCUUGCCUUGGAUGCGUUCUCCCCUUCUAUUAUAAUACAGCCGUGCCUUCUGCCAUUCACUAUUUUUUUUUUAUACUCAUGGUAUACAGUCGUCCCCCACACGGAGAGGACUAACGUCUAACUAGUUUUGGACAGGUGUUUAGUACACAUCUCGGUUGUGCGUGAACCAAACGUCAUCUUCGUUUAUGAUGUAUACUUAUGAUUAUUAUAAUAUAAAGUCUAUGUACAGUCUUCGAUCGUGUUGAAACGUCUUUUUUUACCGUAAUUUGUAUUAUUUUAAUGUAAACAGAAUAUAUUAUAGCGAAAAUGCACCGCCGCCGUCGUGACGAAUAAUCCAUAUACCUAAAUAUUUAUCACAGUGAACACGAAAGGUAACCUUUGCAAUAUAAACGUAGUUGUUCGGGGCAUUUUUUUUUCAAGAACGUUUUCUGUGUUCUGCAAUUGGACACACGCAGUAAAGUCCAAUGGACACUCUGCAGUAGAGUAAGAUUUUGAUAAUACUGUGUGUACUACUGCUCUUAAAAAAAAACACUCACUGGUGUGGGGUGGAGUAACUGGGAAAAUUCUAGGGGAAGGUUUGGACUAUCUUCUCGUGGAAAUUUUUAAGGGAGGGGCAAGUGAACACGCAUUCGUAAAUAUUCACUAAAAAAUGCCUCGUAGUCGUUUAAAAUAAACUUUUUAUGUUCGUAUAAUAUAAUAAUAUAUUAAAUAAAAGAAAAUAUGUAAAUAAUACCAGCUAGUGUUUUAAAUUUUUUACUUGUCGGUGCUAAACCGAUAAUAUACAAUCGGAAAACUGCGAGAUAAUAUUAUUUCGGACGUGUCCUGCCAAGGGGAGAGUUUUCUUCGCGCUGACUCACAAUAUUCACACCCUUUAUGUAUAUAUGUAGGGUGUGUUGCCAAUCAAUAUAUUGUACUCGUAUGUGUGUCUGUAAGACUCGGACGAUGGUUAUUUAGCGUAACGCCGAAAUUCAAAACUGGAUAAUAUAGCUUUCAUAAUUUAUUAAAUACUUAUUAUAAUUGUCUUGGAUUUUAAAUUUUGAUUUUUUUUAUAUAAAUAUUUUUUUCAUAAAAUAUUUCACAAUUUUCGUCCUGUAUAUGCAAAUAAAAAGUUAAAACUGGAGAUGGGUGUGUCAUUGUUAUUGAUGGGAAGUUGGGUAGGUCGGUACAUAAAUUUAUUUAAUUUAUGUAUGUACUUAACAACAUAUUAUUACUGACGAAAUACGACUCUAAGCAAAUUUCGGUGAAACUUGUUUUGAAAUUCCGUAAUUUUUACGAUUUUACGAACUUAAAAAACAAGCUUAUAACCAAAUUACUAUAUUAAGCUCAAUUUUUUUAUGCCACUAAAUGAAAAACAACUAAAACAACUUAUAAUGAACCUUGUGCUAUAUGUCCAAGCAUUUCUGUCUGGUCAAACAAUUUUGUCUACAUAAAACUUAAUAAAAACUAUAAACAAAUCUUGAAAAUGUAAAAUCUCUGCGAUUAUUUUCUACCGAUUUACAACAAAAAAACAAAAUAGUAAAUAAUGAAACCAUUUAGGUAUGCUGUACAUUUUUUCGUUUUUCCUACGUUUUUUCCCAAUUAUUAAAAAAAUUACUUGGAAAAUCAAAAAAAUGACCUCCCAAUGCAUCAACUAAAAUCAUCCAAAAUGCUAUAAAAAAGUUUUUGGUAGAUAAAUUGUUUAAUUUUAAUCUUAAUCCGUUAUCUUUUAAUCCUACAAUGCAUUAUGUUACCUACAGGUUACAAUGUUUUGAAUUGAACAUUAUUUAAAAAAAAAAAGAAUUAUUAAUAUGAUUGCAUGAUGUUACUUAUCGACAGCAAUGUAAAAAAUGACUUUUAUCUAAAUAGGAUUUAAAAAAAAAAAAAAUGUUUUUAUUUUUCUUGUAAAUAAAAGUGCUUAAUGGACAAAAACAAUUUUACUAAUUGAAAAAGUGUUUUUUAAGUGGAUAAAAUACGCAUUCGCAAUACACGAGUAUAAAAUAGAACAACUAAGCUAUAUUAUUCAUGUGUAAUUAUUCGUUUUGUUUUUCACAAUUUUAAACAUACACAUAGUCGCAGCGUUGUUUAACAACUAUAAUAAUAAAAUAAUUAAUUAGCAGUUUAAUUCGUAUGGUAAUAAUGUUUUCAUAGCGCCUAUAAUACAGGCUUCGUAUUUUAUACAAUUAAAACAUUACAGACAAAGUUAAAAGUGUUAUUAAUUAUUACGUUUACCCGCUUUGAAAAAAUACAUCGGUCACCGUUUAAAAUUAAAAUUAUUUCCACAAGUUAUAUUAUUAUCAUAUAUAAUAUAAUAGUGGCCAUAGAUAGGGUAAAGACUCCAGUGUAUGCGGUAUGCUAUUUUAAGCAAUACUAGACUGACAUUCUACAAUUCUUCAAAUAGAGCUAUGUAGUUUUAUAUUUGAUCUUAAAUAAAAGGUCGUUUUGUUCUCUAUUUAAUGGUGCAAUGUUAAAUCGACCAUUUUUAAUUUUUCACAAUGAAAUCAUAUUGUGUAUACAUAUUGUAUGUACUUAUUAGCAUAAAAAAAAAUAAAUCUACCAGUGUAUGGCACACACAAAUUUUGAUGUUUGAUUUGUGUUUUCAUUCCUUAAAUGAUUAGGUCUAGUCGUGACAACUCUGAAAAUGUAUGAUUUCAUUAAAUUACUGUUUAUAUACCUAUAUUCUACUCUGUAGUGUCAUUCAUUAUAUUAUUAUAUUGUAGGUAGUGCGUGUAUUAUGAAUUUUGUAUUUGUUCAAUUAUUUAAAACGAUCGUAUCGCUAUAACGAUAAUAUGAUUUAUUUUAUGCAUAAAUCACUGAGACGUAUUUACAUUUUUGACGCCCUUUUAUAAGACCCUAUUAUUAUAUUUUUAUAAAGUACUGGAAUUUCGAGCUACACUGGUUUUUGUAUUGCGCACACACUUUGUGCGUUCCCAGUGGCGUGCGGUAGUAUUCGAAGCUUGGUGUGCGUUAAAAAUAAAAAAAAACAAAACAAAACCGUUAUAUAAGUAAAUUAUUUUAUAAUUAAAAAAAAAAAAAACUUUUAUAAUUUACGAUAUUCAUCUAUUUAUCCGUGGACUACAAUUAUAACAUUGUUAGGUAUAUUGUAUUGUGUCUAACAAAAAAAAAAAAAUACCAAAUUAUCGAACGUUUGGUAUCUAAAUAUCCGUAUUAUUUACAGUCGCUCAAUGCACGGUUUCCAACUGCUGCGUGAAAUCGUGGUCAUCCCAGCUCCAUCGCACCCGACCAUGUUAUGUAUACGGUACGAGCCGGGCAUUCGAAAUCCUUCGAGCGCUUCUGUUAUUAAUAUGUUGCCUACCUAUAUAUUGAUGUUAUUUAAUACCGUAAAAUUAUAUUUCUUGAUUUUUUUUUCUGAUUAUUAAUAUGACGGAGUAAGAAAAUUGAGUGCAUUUUAGCUGAAAUAAUAACAAAAAAAAAAAAACUAUUAGGUACACCGUGACAUAUUGUCUAUCGAAUAUUAAUAACUAAAAUACAUUUUUUUCUUCCUUUUCGAUCGGGAAUGCGGCGCUCACCUCGUUCGCUCUGACCCUCACUGCAGACGUCACUGUCUAAAAUGCACUGUUUCAGGCUCUGCUGAGUGAGUGUAAACUGUAGGACGGGGUUAAUAUUAAAAAAAAAAAAAAAAAAUUACUAUUUUACAAUGUCCUUAAACGAUUGUGGCGCUCGGGGCCAAUCCUCCCCAUAUAUAUACGUCCCUAGUAUAAGUAUAGAUACGGGUUUUUUUUUUUUUUUUCAUGUAAUCAGUUACAACUGUUAUUUAUGUUAUACUAUGAUGCUGUUGACGAUAGCGACGGGUUCGUACACACGUAGACUCGUGACCAGUCGCCGACACAUAAGUGUACAUAUACGUAGAUACUAAGGUAAACAGCCUAAGGGGUUUUUUUUUUUGUAAAUUUGUACGCAUAAUUUAGGAAAUAAAACAUUGCUGUUAAAGGCAUUUAAAUUUUCUAGCCAACAAUAACAUAUAAUGUCUGGGUAGUAGGUAAAAAAAAAAAAAAAAUAAAUAUUAUAUAUUUUGAUUAUAAUAUGACGGUGCUACAUAUUAUACUUAAUAGAACUUGUUAUUAUUAUAGGUAUAUUAUGUAUUUUAUUAUAUUGUCAUCGUUAACUAUAUUCGUGAACCUUAUCGAAUUGAAAAAUCUAAAAAUUUGGUCAACCGUAACUUAAAAAAAAAAAAUAAUAAUAAAAAAAAAAUGUGAACAAAAAAUAAGGGGCAUAUAUUAAUUUUAAUUAUAAAUUAUAUACCCUAAGGAUGUAUUCGGUUUUUUUUUCAUACAAGAACAUUUUUAUAUUUUUUUCGAGAUUUUAUCAGUUUUAUUUUUUUUAUAGCAUAUAUAAUGCCAUAAUAAUUCUGUGAAUUAUUAUAGUCGAUUUGUGCAUUUUAAUUUUCUAAAUUGUUACAAAUUUAAUACCUAUGUACGUUAAAAAAAACGGUUUUUUGUCUUGAUGAUUUUUUUUAUAUAUGUAUACAAUAUAAUAUCUAUAUUUUUAAACAUCCGUGUCUGUGAUAAGAGCUGGUAAAAUCCUGAAAAUGUACAUUGUACAAAUUCGGAACCUAAAAAUCUGGAAAGUAUAAAACUUGUGUGUUUCAACGAAAUUAUAGUCACCGAUAAUUUUAGACAGUUGAUAACUGUAAUUCAGACAUUUUUCAUUUCAGAUUUAUACAGUUUAAAUUUCAAUAUAUCUAAAAUCCAUAUUACAGAUUUUUACAUUGCCGGUUUUCAUAGGUACUUGUUUGUAACAGAUAUAGUUUUUAUCGGUACCUAAGUUAACUGUGUUACAUUUUUUUCCUUAUGCAAUUUCUGCGUGUACAAUACAAUUACAUCUCAAUUAUCGAGAUUAUUUUAAAAUAAAAUAAGUACGGAAAUGUAAUAAAUAUAACAGCGUAAACGGAGCGUCUAUUAUUCAUAUUUUGUAACAAUUAUUAUUGUAAAUGAAAAUAUUAGAACGGUAGAAAAUAGAGUAAAAUUUAAAAGGAAUUUUUUUCUAGCAGACUCGAUUAUAAGGUUGUCAAAAACUGUAAAGAUUGCAUGUAAAUAAAACACAUUCAUAUAGAUUCUGUAACUGUUUUUUAUGAUCUGUUUUAGGACAUGCAAUAUAGAUAAUCGAUAUACCGAUACAGCAGACCAUUUUUUAGUGAAUUUCCAUUGAAUGUGUACGAGUAGAUAGACAAAAACUUUUCUUUAAGUUUUGGACUUUCCUUGCAGUUAUCCCUCCUACACCAGUGAGAGUAUUUUCUAUUUAAAAUAUACUGUCAUAAAAUAUAUAACUUCAUUUAUUUACUAUUUAUUUUCUAAUAGACACAUUAGUGAUAGCACAUUUCUCUUUAUUGGGUGUCCAGUUGGCUUUACUGUGCGUCCAUUUGGAAAUAGAAUUCUUAAAAAAGUCUCACUUAUUGUAUAGAAAAUCUGCAGAGAUGUAUUGUAUAGCUAGAAAAAACGGUCUAGGACAUUUCUACGCGAAGUCCAUUUCGGCGAGAAAUAUAAUUAUUUUGUUUACAUUUUUAAUAUUUUACCUAUUGUUACAAUUUGCUGUUAUUUUAAACUAAUAAAAUAUAGAUAAGUAUACUAUUAUAAUUAUCAUAAAAACAAUAUUAUUAUAAUUAUUAUGCUAAUGAUUAUAUAUGAUUAUAUGAUAAUUGAAUAAAACAAUGAUAUAUAUAUAUUAUUAGUUAAAAUUGCAUUAAAUUAAAACAUAAUUUUUUUAUGCUUAUUAAAUUAUGAGUUAUACACCUCUUAAAAAGUUGUUAAUUUUGCGGUUAUCAUAGUCACUGACUAGUUUAAAAGUAAGAUUGUGAUGUGAUGGUGAAAAGCCAUUUAUUGUAUUGUAGAUUAAGCCGACAAUUUGCUGAUUUUUUAUAUAAUUUAUUUACUAGGCUGAAAUAAUGGCAAAUAGUAGUAGCGCGUAAAAUAGUGAACAUUUAAAAAUUAUAUUCCACGCCCAAACGUGCCAACUACGGUGAUAUAUAAAAAUAGCAAUAGCAUAAAACUUAAAAUAGAUGGGCAUUUUGUCAAUUUUCUUAUACUUUUUUCCAGUUUUACCCAAUAUUAGGAAAACUAAAAAUGAAAUCAAAACAAUGAUCUCCCAUCGCAGAAACUAUAUACGAAAUACAACAAAAAAGGUAUCUUGUUAUUUUUUUAUUGGAGGAAGAAUUUUAGUAAAAAAGUGGUUUGCCGACAGAAAAAAAAAACAUAAUAGUAAAACCAAUAGAUCUCUCGUUACGCUGAGAAUCUAAAAUAGUAAUUUGGUUGGCAACAUCUAAAAUCAAAAUCAUUGUCUGUGAACAUUUUAAAUGGUUCCGGGCCUACCCCCUGCUCUGAAUUCACGCCUGUUGAUCGGCCUUGAUUACAUUCAUAUAUAGACGCAAAUAUUUCAAAUAUUUUGGGAAAGCUUAUACUAACGUCAUAUAUAAUAUUGAUUAAAACUGAUUACCUGUACCUAUACUUAGUAUUUACUUGAUAACGACAUGAUUUGUAGGGAUUUGCUACGUUUCGACGGAGGCUAAACCUCUCAAGUCCCACCCUCCUUCAUUUAUGACGGGAUGAAUAUAUUAAUUAUUAUUUUAGUUGUUAUACGUAUUGUAUGCCAUAGUAAUACACUAAAACACAUAAAAUAAGAGAUAUUUUUUUUCAUGCGCCGAAACAUUUAUAAGCAAUAUACGAGUCACCGGAUAGUGUAAUUUUAUACCGGGAAACUUUAUUUCCCCUCCUGGUGUGCGGAUAUUAUAUUCCUUAUUAUAAUACACAUUAACCCCUUUUUUUUAGUUAUCGUUUUUAUUAUAUAGCAACACUAACAGUUAUUAUAAUAUACGCGUAUUUUAUAUAAUAUGAACGUAGUUGGUGUGACCCUCUUGUUUUAAUAAUAUAUAAUUCUCUUCAAUUUCCUGUUAAAGAGCAGGGAGUGUUGUAAUAGUAAUAUGGGCGCAUAUUUCGGUACGACAUCAAUUAGCAUAACCCAUUUUAUUCGCUUAGUUUAAAUAUAAUUAUAAUAUUUCGUUUUUAUUUUCGGCUAGGAUAAUUUGCAGGUUUUCUAUAUAAUACCAUUAAUAACAUUAUAAUACUCGACUGAAUUUUAUUAACACAUUGUAAAUCGCAUCCGACGCCAUUCUGCAGGUGAAUUAUUAACCUAUUAAAAUUCUAUAGGACAGGUAUUGUUGAGUUUUAUUCGGGGAAUAUUAUUGUAUUCAAUGUUACGCGCGAACAGGCGUUUAAUUCUCCUUGUAUUUUAAACGUUCGGCAAUUUAAAAAAAUUAAUCGAAGUUAUAUUAGAGUGCAUACGCAGGGUAAUUUUUUUUUUUUAAUCGCGAUCCGAUUUCCAUUUCUACUUAUUUAUGCUUUAAACGAAACAGCAUAUUAAUACUUUCGAUUUUCAAACGACAAUACCCUCCAGCCGACAAAAUAUUCGAUAAAUGAAUAAGUAUAUUUGUUUCUUUUAAAACGUCUAUACGUCUGUAUACAUAAAACUGUAAUAUCGGGCAUACCGUUAUUGUAUAUGAGUUAUAACCACAGGCUGGAACUAUAUGUACUUAUAAUUGUUAAGUAUGUACGCUAACAAGCGCUAAAAAAAUAUGCAUACAUAAUAUGCGGUACAAAAAUUUAAUUUUUAAUGCAUUGCAAAAACUAAAUAAAUAGUAUGUUUAAGUAAUCUAAUUUAGUGCAUUGUUUAUAUGAAAAAAGUACGAAACAGUAGUAUAUUAAUUUGAAAAAACAAUAAUUUACCAAAGCGUGUUCCAUGUUCAUCUUUUUGGGGAUUUUAGGUAAUUCUUUAGUGCUAUCUUUUGUUUAUAGUGACCAAAUAUGUGAACAUACAGAACAUGCACUAACCAAUAAAUUACUUUAAUCAAUCAAGUAAUGUUUUAUGGACUCUCAUUGACUGCUGUAUGUAUGUGAUGUAGAAAAUACCAAUUGGGGUAUGCAUUCUACGCAAAAUUCGGUCUUUAGUAAAACUCUUAGCAUUCAAUUUUAGAAGAUAACUCUUCGCGAUACUUCUUCGGUUGGAAAUUUAAACUGUAAUGUAACUCAUAGAUAUUAUUACCGUUAUUAAUAAUAUCGAAAUGUUUAGACAAUUAUUCUCUGUUUUUGAAUCCUGUCGGAAAACAAGGGUCCUUCACCGAAAAUGGUCGCUAUUUUAAAAUCAAAAGUCGACGCGUGCUCGCGGACGGUGCGAAAGAACGAAUAAAAAACGGGUUAAAUGUUUUUUGGAAAAAAAAAAAACGUAUUUGUAAAUAUAUGAGAUCGUUAAACGAUUCUGUAAUAUAACGGCUGAAAAAAAAUCGAAAUCAAUUUUACCUGAAAAUUUUCGUAUGGGAAAUCGACGGAUCAUGAAAAAAAAAAAAUACACUAUAUAUUUAGAACUAUACAAUUAUUUGAAUACUAUAGAUGUAUCGAUACCUAUACGUACAUAUACAAAUUUAAUAUACCGAUAAAAAAAUAAAAAAAAAAAAAAAACGUACGAAUGAAUGUAAUCGCGGCAUGAGCGGCAUAUUAUAUUAUAUUCGUAUGUUGUUAUAUUUUCACAUUUUACCAAAAAAAAAAAAAUCCGGUUAAUAUUCAAUAUAUUCGCCCAUUAGUCGUAUAGAAUUUCUCUGAAUAACGUACAUAUUAUACGUAUAAUAAUAGUAUAAAAUAGGUUUUCAACACAAAAAUAAUUAUACAAUUUGUCCGGAAUGUUUUUCGGUUCCGUAGUGGGGAAAAAAAAAAAAAACCAAUAGGUUUUUUCAAUAUAAUAAUUUGUAUGCGAUUUGUGUUCCGUAUAUAUUGUAUUUAUUAUAUUGGAAUUUCAGCGGUACAUCACGAAUUCGUAAGGUAAAAUUCUUAAUUACGAUUGUACAUGAUGAUUGUGUUGCAAUCGGCGUUAAAUCAAAUAUAAACAUUGUUGGUGUUUAAAAACGAUAAAAAUAAUAACGAUAAAAGACAUAUUGACGAAUGGGCGGAAAUAUUAUUACCCCGGGCGAGUUUGACAUGACAAAAAUAUCACGCGGGUGCUUGCGGGGCCAACGAUGAUGAUCUUACAGGAAAUAUCGGAUUCCAUCAAUAAAUUAUUAUAACGGCAAACCAAAUAUUUCGGCGUUUUUUCAUUUCCGAUUGUUCCCUUACAAAAUAUAAUUAAAAAGCAAUAAACUCGACUUUGAAAACAUAGAAAGUGCCCGUUUGUUGUUUUUCCGUAAAUCGACACGUAAUAAAAAUUAAUUUACGUAAUUUGCGUAGUAUCAUUAUGCGCGUACAUUACUUGCAGGUGGGAUAUUACCAUUAGAACAUUACGGCGUUGGAAAUUGAAUAUUUUAAAAUUUCACUCAUUUCAGCGAUUCGAUUUAAGUGUCUGUACCUGUCCAGCGCGCCUACUUGUUGGAUAUUCGAUAUUUUAUUUAUAUUAGAUGUGUAUUUUUAUAACGACGGCCGCGGUGUGAUGAAACUUCUGGUUAAAUAAUCGGCUUGCGGUUUUGUUUUCUUACUUUAUUUUUUUUUCUCCAUCAAAAUAUCAACCAAAACGUUAUUAUUGUUGUUAUUAUCGUACGAAAGCGACGUUAUUUAUUUUUAUUUUUCUCGAAUAAUUGAGCAAUGUUUUUUCACGUGACGGGUCGAUGGGGAUAUCAUUAUACGAGUUGGGAAAAAAAAAAACAAAAAAACAAACAGAAAUAAAAACAUUCGUAGACCACCUUCAUUGAAACACACGCGCGACCGUAUGUAUAUAUUUUUUUAUUUCGAUACACGUACAAUAAUAGGGCGCAUAUUAUAUUUGGAACUCUGAGACAAUGAACGACACACACACACAGAAACACACACACACACACACACCGCACGCGCAUAGUCUUUGGGUUUCUCCUCUUCUCCUCCGUUGCCGUGCACGUAUAAAGGCGUAGGUAAUUGUCUUUGCAUAAUGCGCGCUCUCGUGUGUGUGUGUGUGUGUGUGUGUGUGUGUGUGUGCGUACACCGAUAUUAUAUUAUAUAUUGUAUUAUCUUUAGGGUAGAUAGAGAUAGAGAUAGUGAACGAGAUAGACAGAGUGAGCGAGACGGACCGACGGCUCGGAAUGGUGAAAAAAAAAAAAAGUGGGAAAAGGCGUCGCGCAUCAGGUGAAUGACUCGGUUAGAUUCUGUUCUUUUUAUGGUAAAGGUACUGGCAGUGGGUAACGCAGACGGCGAUGAUGUAUACGAGAGUAUAAAAGAAAUGGAAGAUUAUACGACAGGUUAAAAGAUUGUAGACGAUUUUAUUAUCAUCAUCAUCAUCAUCAUUAUUAUUAUUAUUAUUAUGAUUAUUGGAACAAAACAAUAGUCGCAGUUCUCGGACGAACGUAUUAUAUAUAUAAUAAUAAUAUAAUAUGUAUUAUUUGUACACGAUUCGUUUUUCGUUUUAAAAUAUCGAUACCCCGGUGGAAAUUGUAUACCGUCGUCGGCGAACACCGACAUUGGUUCGUGACUGUGCUCGUUCUCUGUUAAAUUACAACGAAAUGACAUUAUUCGCGUGUCGACGUUCUAAUUCCCUCGAUAUUUUAAUGACAGUUUAAUGAAAACUCAAUGUAUCUACCUAGAUAGGUAUCUACAAACUGUGGCGUACGCAUUAAAGAAAUAGGCAGUACUUAUUGAAAAUAGAAUAUAUAAAUAUACGUAUAUUUUUUUUAUUUUUUUGCAAGUCAAGUCAACAAAUGCAUUGAUAAUUAAAAAUUAAUUAAUAUUACAUUUUUACUUACACAUUCUUUUCAGGCUAUUUUAUUAUUUUUAAUAAUUCCGAUCUAUUGAAUUAUUAAACGCAACAAAAAAAUAAAAAAAUGGCUAAGCACUUAAACCAAUGUAAUCCAAACGUUGUAGAUAUUUUCUUAAUAAUUUAUAUUAUUGGCGAUUUUUUUGAAUGAAUCGAACACCUGAAUAACCAAGAAUAUUUGUGUGAUCUCAUUAGAUGUGCUUAAUUUCAUGCAUUUUAACAGUUAUAAAUCUCUAGUGUUAUAUAUAAACCGAGUGAAAUCUCCAUGGUAGUUGCUUCUGCUCAGUUGAGGUCAGCCCACCAUGACUAGUAACACAAAUCCAAUUCUAUCUGACCCCAUUGUAUUCAGUCAACAACCAAAUCCUAUAUUAUUCAGCUCUGUAUUAUGAUUAUAACUUUAAAGGAAUAUAAUCUGAUUAUAAUAUAUGUAUGUUCACAGCGUUAACAGGAAGUCCAAUAAUGCCUGGGGGAACACCGGCUGCUAAAUUAAAAGUAAGUUUAAAUUUUACUCUACCAAAAAAUAUAUUUUAUGGAUUUAAAUGUGUAACAAUAUUUAUAUCAAUUUGAUUACUUUUUAUUACAUUUUUUUUUUUUUAACUAGGACCAAGUACCAAGAAUCAAGGUAGUGACUGCUCUUUACCCCUUUAAAGCAAUUGAACCAGGAGACUUGACUUUAGUUAAAGUAAACAAAAAAGAAUACUAAUUUUUAAAUUAUUAAUCAAUCUUUUAUAAUUUUGUUAGUCUACAAAACAUAAUUUUUUAUUUUCAGGGGGGUGAAUAUGAGGUUAUUGACGAUUCUCAAGAUCAUUGGUGGAAAGUGAGAGAUGAGCAUGGGUAAGCAAAUACAUACCAUAACAUAUAUGUUCUAAUGUUUUAACUAAUACUCUAAUGUUAUGUUCUGUGACCAUUUAAAUUGAAAUGUUUUUCAGUGCUAUUGGCUACAUCCCUAGUAAUUAUGUUAAAGAAAAAGAAUUUCUUGGUCUCCAAAAAUAUGAGUAAGUAAUAACUAAUUUGUAUAUUUUAACUGUUGUCUUAUAUAUAUAGAGUAAUCCCAUAAGGAUUUACUAGCUACAAUAACUCUAAAGUUAAUAUUGAUACUUUGAAUUAUAUAUUUUAUUAAUAUAUGGGUAGUAUAAAUGGGUAGUUCUUUGUCUUCAAAGUUUAUAAGAGAACAAUGAAGUGGCAUAUUUCAAUUAAUUGUCGUUAAUAAAUUACUAUAUUUAUUUUGUGGGUUAUUGCAUUGCUAGAUUAUCUUGAAGCAGUUUUUUACUAUUAACCUUUAUUUCAUUAUUUGUGUUAUUCAUAUUUUAUUUUUAUUUUUAUUUAAGGUGGUAUGUUGGAGAGAUGUCAAGACAAAGAGCCGAGUCACUUCUCAAACAAGAAGAUAAAGAAGGAUGUUUUGUUGUUAGAAAUUCUUCAACCAAAGGUCUUUAUACUCUCUCUCUUUUCACAAAAGUGUAAGUUUUUUAAGUUAUUUUCACUAUAAGAUUUGAUCAAGUUGAUAUAGUUUGGUAUUAUUAAUUAUUAUUACUGGUUUAAACUUUGAUUACUGGCAGUCUCUUUAGGCAGUCUCUUUAGGCAUUCUCUCAUUACAUCAAUUUUUUACUGAUUUAAUGUAUUUAUUUUAGACCACAUUCUCAUGUCAAGCAUUACCACAUUAAACAAAGUAGUCGAGGCGAUUUUUUCCUGAGUGAAAAACAUUGUUGUUCAACCAUUCCAGAACUAAUUAAUUAUCAUCGUCAUAAUAGUGGUGGAUUAGCAUCGCGAUUAAAAGCAUCUCCUUGUGAUCGCCCUGUUCCAGCCACAGCUGGUCUAAGUCACGGUGAAUACUAUAUUUAUUAAAUUGUUGAUUAGUUUUUCUUUUACCUAUUUUUAAAAUAAUAUUUAUUUGUAGAUAAAUGGGAAAUAGAUCCUGCUGAAUUAAUGUUAUUGGAAGAACUAGGAUCUGGUCAAUUUGGUGUUGUACGUCAUGGUAAAUGGAAAGGAUCCAUUGACACGGCUGUAAAAAUGAUGAAAGAAGGCACAAUGUCAGAAGAUGAUUUUAUUGAAGAAGCUAAAGUCAUGACGUAAGUACAGUAAAAAAACAAAAACUACAAUAUUAAAAUCAACUAUUAAAGUGAUAAAAUUGUUUGUUAAUAUAUCAAUUUAUGUUGUUUAGAAAACUUCAACAUCAAAAUCUAGUCCAACUUUAUGGAGUUUGUAGCAAACAUCGACCUAUUUAUAUAGUUACUGAAUACAUGAGACAUGGAUCACUGCUAAACUAUUUAAGACGACAUGAAAAUAGUUUAGGUGGAAAUAAUGGCCUAUUGCUUGACAUGUGUAUCCAAGUAAGUGUUUUUUAAUAACACUGAAAAAACCAGUUGCUUAAAUGAUAAUUUGUUUAAUCACAAGGUUUGCAAAGGAAUGGCUUAUUUAGAACGCCAUAAUUACAUUCAUCGUGAUCUUGCUGCUAGGAACUGCUUAGUAGGUUCAGAAAAUGUUGUGAAAGUAGCAGAUUUUGGACUAGCCAGGUAUACAUAAAAAAAAUUGUUUCUUCAGAUAAAUACUUUUUAGAUUUCAUAAAAAUUAGAUGUAGAAAUAUUUAUAGGGGUUCAAUAAUACAAAAAUCCUAUACAUUUUAUACAUAAAAUAUACUUGUAUACUUUUAAAAUUAUUUAUUUGAACAAAAUGUAGAAUACAAAUAUUUGUUAUUAUUUAAGGUAUGUUCUUGAUGAUCAGUAUACUAGUUCUGGUGGUACCAAGUUCCCCAUUAAAUGGGCUCCUCCUGAAGUCUUAAACUACACUAGAUUUUCUUCCAAAUCUGAUGUUUGGGCAUAUGGUAUGAAUACAAAUAUUUAAACAAGUAUUAUUUCUUAUUCUUAUUUAAUUAUUGUAUUUUAGGUGUUUUAAUGUGGGAAAUAUUCACAUGUGGUAAAAUGCCAUAUGGACGACUUAAAAAUACAGAAGUGGUUGAUCGAGUUCAAAGAGGCAUAAUUUUAGAAAAACCUAAAAUGUGUUUCAAAGAAGUUUACGAGGUAAAUAUUAUCUUUCAGGUUUAAUCUAAAAUAAUGUUUAUUUAGGAUUUACAACAUUUAGAAUUAUUUAUAUAUGAUUUUAAAGUGCUAAUAUAUUGUUUAUAGGUAAUGCGUAAAUGUUGGAGUCACAGUCCAGAGGAUCGUCCUUCAUUUAGAUUACUAAAAGAUCAAUUAGCUGUCACUUCUCAAGUAUGAACUAAUAGCUUAUAUUAACAAAAUAAAUACUUUUUUUUAUUAUAGUUUUUUAAUAUUCAUUUUCAUUUUGCAGGGUUUAUUAGCAGAUUGAAGUAUUCCAUGACUAAAUUUGCAUUAGUGAUUUUUAUUUGUUGCUGAAUUUCUGCUAUGAACCCAUCUCAAAGAACUGAGUCAGUUAGUGCUUGAAACGAAAAAACAUCAUGGUACAUUUUUAAAACAGUUUUGUUUUAUGUAUAGUUGUCAGAAAUUUUUUUUUGUGAGUUUAUAUACAUAAUUCUGAUCUCGAACUCCGCAAUAAGUUAUGUAUAACAAUAUGCUGUUUACAUUUCAUAAUUUUAUACUUAUUUUAACAUAAAUUGAGGCCUUUUUUAAAUAUAAAUUUCUUUUAAGAUAACCUUGGAAAUUUAGAAUUUAUAGGGUAUUAAUUUUUCAAUUUUUGACAGGGUUAUUAAUCCAGAAUUUAUUUUACU